This is a messenger RNA of Serendipita indica DSM 11827, 792 nucleotides long. The record is from the annotation of a GenBank genome assembly. NCBI's taxonomy places the organism in Eukaryota, Fungi, Basidiomycota, Agaricomycetes, Sebacinales, Serendipitaceae.
AUGUCCGAGCACAAUGCUGGGUCGGACGUGGUUUCAAUGAAGUUGAAAGCAGUGAAGAAGGGCGAUAGAUAUAUACUGGAUGGGACCAAGUUCUGGAUUACGAACGGACCCAUUGCUGACACGCUAGUUGUGUACGCGAAGACGUCACCAGAGAAAAAGUCCAGAGGCAUCACGGCGUUCAUCAUAGAAAAAGGAAUGAAGGGCUUCCGUACGGGCACCAAACUCGACAAGGUUGGAAUGAGAGGGAGUGAUACAGCAGAACUCAUUUUUGAAGGCUGCGAGGUCCCCGAAGAGAAUGUGCUCGGGAAAGUGGAUGGUGGUGCCGCCGUCCUGAUGUCUGGCCUCGACCUCGAGCGACUCGUACUGAGUGGUGGUCCGCUUGGAAUCGCCCAAGCGGCUUUCUCGACGGCUCUUCUUUACUCUCAUGAGAGGUCGCAAUUUGGCAAGCCCGUCGCGACGUUCCAACUAAUGCAGGGUAAAAUAGCGGAUAUGUACGUCAAGUUGAAUUCAGCACGCAGCUAUGUCUACGCUGUCGCUCGGGCGUGUGAUAAAGGGGAAAUCAGCCGACGAGAUUGUGCUGGUGCGAUUCUCUACUCGACCGAGAAGGCCAUCGAGAUUGCCUUGGAGGCGAUGCAAUGUCUAGGCGGGAAUGGAUAUAUCAAUGAAUAUCCUACUGGACGCUACCUGAGGGAUGCGCGGUUAUACGCUGUCGGGGCUGGAACCCAAGAAGUUCGCCGAAUGCUGAUCGGAAGGGAGUUCAAUGAAGAGAUACUGGGUAAAGGCAGCGUAUAG